This is a messenger RNA of Gadus morhua (Atlantic cod), 2513 nucleotides long. It is a transcript of the gene srsf1a, whose product is annotated as serine and arginine rich splicing factor 1a. The record is from RefSeq and is a predicted model, not a curated record. The transcript has 4 exons. Bases 324 to 1145 code for a protein of 273 amino acids. NCBI's taxonomy places the organism in Eukaryota, Metazoa, Chordata, Actinopteri, Gadiformes, Gadidae. Gene Ontology annotation, molecular function: mRNA binding. Gene Ontology annotation, cellular component: cytoplasm; nucleus.
CUUUCGCUCUCCCUAAAUGCACGUUUCCGGAAUCCUGGAGCUCGAAGAAGACGCGCGGCGGCCUGAAGGAACCGGGAGGCGACGAGUGGCGUGCGGGAUCGGCUUCUCAUCGUAGUAAACCUGCGGACUAGGGGGGCGGAGUACCAAUCGCGCCGCGGCUUAUUCUGGGGUCCCACCCGUUUUCAUUUUUGACUGUUGGGAGAUAUUAAAAAGCACUUUAUCUGAGCCGUGCACGACGUCCUCCGCGUGCCCGCCGCCCGACCAGAUAACAACACGUUAACGCGGGUUAGCUUGUAGAUCGGAGAGCUAGUCGGCUAGCCGCCAUGUCAGGGAGCGUUGUGCGAGGACCCGCGGGGAACAACGACUGCCGGAUCUACGUGGGGAACCUCCCGCCUGACAUUCGCACUAAGGACGUGGAGGACGUGUUCUACAAAUACGGAGCGAUAAGGGACAUCGACCUGAAGAACCGGAGAGGAGGACCCCCGUUCGCCUUUAUUGAAUUCGAAGACCCCAGGGACGCAGACGACGCAGUUUACGGACGCGACGGCUAUGAUUACGAUGGUUACAGACUCCGCGUUGAGUUCCCCCGGAGCGGAAGGGGGUCGGGGAGAGGUGGGGGCGGCGGCGGAGGAGGAUUCGGCGGUGGUGAUGGAGGAAGAGGAGGAGGAGGAGGAGGAGGAGGUGGUGGCGGCGGCGGUGGCGGCAUCGGUGCUCCAAGGGGCAGAUACGGGCCUCCAUCCAGGCGCUCCGAAUACAGAGUCAUUGUCUCCGGUCUACCCCAGAGCGGCAGCUGGCAGGACCUGAAGGACCACAUGCGCGAGGCGGGAGACGUGUGCUACGCCGACGUCUUCAGGGACGGCACCGGCGUGGUCGAGUUUGUGCGCAAGGAAGACAUGACGUACGCCGUGAGAAAACUGGACAACACCAAAUUCCGCUCGCACGAGGGAGAGACCGCGUACAUUCGCGUGAAAGUCGACGGCCCCCGGAGCCCGAGCUACGGCCGCUCCCGGUCCCGGAGCCGCGGCAGCCGCAGCAGGAGCCCCACCAGCCGCAGCGCCACCCGCAGCCGCAGCAACUCCCGAACCCGUGGCCGAGGAUCGCCGCGCUACUCCCCCCGGCACAGCCGCUCCCGCUCCCGCUCCUAAAUCUUUUCCAAGUGUUUUGGCUUUUUUUUCUUUUUUUUUGUUCUUCUGCUACCCAAUCUGAACGCCCUAUGUCCCCCCCUGUACCCCCUUCUCUCUCGCUCUCCCUCCUCUCUCUCUCCCCCCCCUGCUGUUUUACCCCUUGUCGGUUUUUUCCAGAUGUCAACCGUUUUUUAAGUUGUUUUGCAUUUCACGUCUCGAUGUAUUUGGAUGUAGGUAUCUCCACCUACUGCUCUGUCCAUCUGUUUUUGCCCCCCCCUCCCCCCUUUUGUGUUUUUAGUUAAUUUUCGUCUUCUCAGAAUUUGCAACGUUAAACUGUGCUGUGAUCGGGUUCAAAAAGGUUGAGUAACUUGCCCUCAACUUUUUUGAAAAAGUUGGAAAGUUGCCUUUUUUAUUUUUUUAUUAUGUGGGGGGAGGGGGGGGGGGGGGUGAUCUGGACGGAGGGAUUCACUCUGCUUUAACUGUAUUUUACCCUUGUGUCUUCCUUUAGACAUCUGAAGAUAAGGAUUAAACAAUGAUUUGGAAUAAAACCAGUGUGGAGCACAUGUCAUUUGUAUGGUCAGGAUAGGACCUCUAUUGAGGAGCAGGAGCAGUCAGGUGGAGCCGAUGGUACGCUCCCUAUUCCCUACUUUGAGGUUUUCCCAGGUGUCUGUAUGGUGCUGAAGCUCAAUGUGCUGUGCAUUGCUUUUUUGUUUUUCCUUAAAGGCUGCCCUAGUCAUAGGCCAGGUUGUACUAACCUGUGUCAUUUUUCCGACCUUGUAAGCUUUUUAUGGUCACAUGUAAUCUAAAUUGUUCCGUUUUUUUGGUUUCUUCACCCCUGGGAGAGUUAAAUCCCUUUUUAUAGUUAGUUUCAUCAAUUUGAGUUACAUGGUGCUCAUUGGCGUUUUCCUCAAACAAUGUGUAGUCAUGAGUGAUCAUAAAAAAAAAAAUCUGGAUUAGGCCCAGCUCUGACAUUUAUUCUAACGGUUUCCUCUGAUUUUCUUCCUGGUAUUUCAAGGUUUUGAUUGGAGGAGUGGAUCCCAAUCCUUGCCGCUGGAUGAGUGGAUCGAUUAGGGAAGGGAUAGGCAAGGAUGGAUGCUUGGAACAGGAUUCGUUCUCCAGGAAUCAAAUGAGUUAAGAACUAAUUAUGGAGUCCCAGAGCAACUUUUUUUUUUUAAUAGCCUAUCUUAAUUUUUUUUUAUCGACACGGCUUUAUUUACAAGGAAACGAAACAGAGGACCAGGAGGUUGGAUCACAGGAUGGAAUCGUAGAUGCCUGGUAUGAGGGAUAUCAAAUUGGGUGGUUUUGGGAUGUCAUUUGGGUAGUAGUUUGUAUCUUUGCCUAAUUUUUCUUUUCUCUUAGCAUUUUCAAUAAAAACCUUUAAAAUGUGAA